CCAACUUCCAGUUGUUUAUAAAAACUGAAAUUGCGAACGGUCGAUUGAUCGUAUCAGCAGCUCCGUUACCUCCCAAAGUGGACCAAGCUACAGUUUGCAAAUAAAAUAACUUAAAAUAGACAGUCACUAACUCCAAAGCUAUUAGCCGAAAAAGGCAAAGAUUUGUAGGACCAUUGAAAACCUACGACCGAACAAAAAGAAUCGAGCCUCAAGACCUAGAAGCGAGAGCUUAAAAACUGCUGGUUUCCUCCACUCGCGCUGUUACUUUUGGAUGUUGAACGACUUGCGCGACUAUUUGAAUCGUCAAGUUACAAAUGUUAAGACAUAUACAUUGUGUUCAAGCUGCGCGUAGGCAGUAUGGUUUGUGGCAAUUCAGAUAUGCUGGUCAUAGUACAGCUGAUAAGAUAAAUGUUCAGGUUAUGACAUUAGUUACAUUACCUAUUGGAGCUUUCUUAACCUACACUGCGAUUUGCAAUGAGCAUAAACAUGAAGAAGAAGUGAAAGAAAAGGAGCAAUUUACAGUUAUUUAUCCUAGAGAAAUUAAAAAAUUGCCAUGGGGUGAUGGUGCGACGUCACUAACGGAUACCAUUUCCAACCGCUUGGACUUAGAGGUCAAACAUGAAGUCAAGAUUCCUAGACUAAUUGAAUAAACGAAGAGGACGCUAUCGCAACUAAUGUUAUCUCGUUAAUGUAGACAAUUAUUUGCAGCGUGAAAAGUUUCGUUUUGGACUCUACUUAUUUUUAGUUUUAAAUUAUUGUUGCGAUUUUUAUUCCUAAUUAAACCUGAUGGCUCCACACUCAAGGUAACAGUUCUGAUAAAUUCAUGGGGCAGAAUAAAGAAAUUUCGGGCAAAGAAGCACAACUUGGAGGAAUUUGGGGCAAUUACACGGAAACGAGGGAAUGUUUUUAAAGGUCUAAAGAGGUUCUCCUUAAAAAAUUACAGUUGUAUAUAUAUGUAUUAAAGUGGCAUUAAUUUAGUUUUCUACCUAACAUUCCUUUUUAACUCAUGAUGAUAACUCUAAACGUUUGUGGUGUGUACUUUUUUGUUUUGUGACUAAGAAAAUCCUAGUGAAAAAGGUUUUUGGAAUUGCCAA
Molecule: messenger RNA, 1094 nt
Organism: Heterobilharzia americana
Lineage: Eukaryota; Metazoa; Platyhelminthes; Trematoda; Strigeidida; Schistosomatidae
Source: the annotation of a GenBank genome assembly